Messenger RNA from Mesocricetus auratus (golden hamster), 4748 nucleotides. It is a transcript of the gene Ankle1, whose product is annotated as ankyrin repeat and LEM domain containing 1. Lineage: Eukaryota; Metazoa; Chordata; Mammalia; Rodentia; Cricetidae. Gene Ontology annotation, molecular function: protein binding; endonuclease activity. The record is from RefSeq and is a predicted model, not a curated record. Bases 556 to 2562 code for a protein of 668 amino acids. The transcript is spliced from 9 exons.
AAAAAAAGCGGGCCAGCCUGACUGUUUUCUGGCCCCGCGUUUACACUUAGUGCUGAGCUCUGUCCACCCAUUUGCAAGUAAGGAACUCUUCAGGAAAUUUUGUUUAAUUUUGUUUAAUUAGUUGGCCCGCGGCCAAGGCACACGUGUGCACGUCCGUCUGCCCUCUUUCCAGCCUGUGGGUCCUGAGGCUCGAACCGGGCUCGUCAGACUUGGCAGCAAGCACCUCUACCUACAGAGCCGUCUCGCUUGCCCUCGCAGAGCAACAGUGACAGCCAGCUCGGCUGGACUGAAAAUGCGCGGCGCGGGCACUCGGGAGUGGGAUCCCAGCUCUCGGCCUGCUGAGGCAGGAGAGUGGACAGCUUGGGCUAAGUCUACGGUGCCCAGUAGUUUGUCCUUUGUGCCCCGCUCUUUACCCCACGCCCCUGGAGUUCGCGGCAAUCCUCCUGACUCCGCAUCCCAGUGUGGGACCCCAGCUGCGGGCACCAGCGCCCCCCAGCCUUGGUCUGAGGCUCCGGGCUCUGCCGGUCCACCCAGGGCGUCGCCAGGGCGUGGCCGAUGGGCGUGGCCGCGCGUGCGCAGAGGCCGCCGCGCGAAUUUGAACGGCGGAGCGGUGCCAUGGCGGAUUCCGCGCGCUGGGCCCGGCAGCUGCAGGCGGCGCUGCGCGAGUGGGAGCCUCGGGCUGUGGAGGAGCUGCUGCGCCGGGGCGCGGACCCCAGCCUGGUGCAGGAGGGCGGCGCGGCGGCGGUGCACCUGGCGGCCCGAGCGCGCCACCCGCGCGCCCUGCUCUGCCUCCGGAUCCUGCUGCGCCGGGGCGCGGACCCCAACGCCCGGUCCGCCGAGGCGCUGACGCCGGUGCACGUGGCCGCAGCGUGGGGCUGUCGUGGCGCCCUGGAGCUGCUGCUGAGCCGCGGGGGCGACCCCACGCUGAGAGACCAGGACGGGCUCCGGCCCCUGGACUGGGCGCUUCGGCAGCGACACCACAGCUGCGCACGCGUGCUGCGGGAGCUGGACAGGCCCGCUCGAACCCCGGAACCCGCCGAGAAGUUUCCGGUAGCCCCGGCUGACCUUGAACUCGCUAUGUGCGGAGGGCGUGUCUCUGCGGGGUCUCCCGCUGUCUCUGCACCUCCUCGUGUGUCCCUGGCCUCGGAGCAGCGCACGUGCAGAGCCGAGCGGCCAGCUGCGCAGGAGGUGACAGUAGAACCCCCAGAGCCCCGGAGCUCAGAGACCACCAGGAGCCCGGACUGCAGCAGCGACACCUUUGUCACUGCCUUGGAGGAUUCUCCACAGCCCCGGCACCCAGCGGGGACACCGGGGCCCGCAACGGGGACACCGGGGCCUGCAGCGGGGAGACCAGGGCACCCAGCGGGGUCGCCGAGGCCCGCAACGGGGACGCCGGGGCAUCCAGCAGGGACACCGGGACACCCAGCGGGGACGCCGGGGCACCCAGCGGGGACGCCGGGGCACCCAGCGGGGACGCCGGGGCACCCAGCGGGGACGCCGGGGCACCCAGCGGGGAGACCGGGGCACCCAGCGGGGAGACCGGGGCACCCAGCGGGGACGCCGGGGCCCGCAGCUGCCCCGCGGCCGCCCCGUGGGGCCAUGGCGGCUGGGGACGAGGCACUGAGCUGCCAGCUGCAGGCCCUGACGUUGACCGCAGAGGCCCCCAUCGUCGCCUCCCUGCCGGGUGACGGCGACCCAGGGGCCUCGCACCCACAGGGCCCAGUGCCCCCCAUGUCCGACCUACAGUUGCUCCAGGCCCUCCGGGCCCUGGGCCACAGUCCUGGCCCGGUCACGCCUUUCACCCGUGGACACUACCUGCGGCGGCUGCAGGAAGCCCAGGCUAGCCUGGGGCACAGCCCAGAGCUGGCUGAGGCGCUCAGGACAGGCCACAUCCCCGACUGCCAGGCGCAUGAGGCUGCCCUGACGCAGCACUUCCAGCGGCUGGAUCCCGCCAAGAGGUGGAGGGGAGGUGUUACAAAAUCCAGCUUUACAUACCUCCUCCUCGACCCCAGGCAGACGCGGGGCCUGCCUGCCCGAGCCUCCUCCCUCACCCUGGCCGAGUGUCUGCAAUGCUUUGUGGGAGCCAUCUUCUACGUGGGCAAGGGGACCCGUGCCCGGCCGGAUGCCCACCUCUGGGAAGCCCUUGGCUACCGUGAGCGGCCAGGCAAGAAGGUGGGGACAAAGGGCGGGGCUGGGCAGCUGUGCCUCCGGAAGCCAGGGCAGAGGGCUUCGGGUCCAGCCUCUGCCUCCACGCCCCAGGCUUGUCCCAAGGUACGCCGGAUCCUGGACAUCUGGGCCAGCGGCCGCGGGGUCAUCUCCCUACACUGCUUCCAGCACGCCGUGGCUGUGGAGGCGUUCACGCGGGAGGCCUGUCUGUUGGAUGCCCUAGGGAUCCAGACACUGACCAACCAGAAACAGGGGCACUACUACGGAGAGGCUGCCUGCUGGCCGCCCACACAGCGCCGGCGUUUGGGGGUGUACCUGCUGCAUCGGGCUCUGCUCGUCUUCCUGGCUGAGGGGGAGCGAGAGCUGAGACCUCAGGACAUCCAGGCCCGAGGCUGAGCGCCGACGGUGUGACUGAGCAUCCCGGGGACAGGUCCCUGGCUGUGGGGUCUGUGUGUGUGUGUGUGUGUGUGUGGUGUCCCCUGCCCCUCUGCAUCCCUGUGUGUGCUGUGUGUGUGUGCUGUGUGUGUGUGCUGUGUGUCUGUGUCUACCCCUUUGGUCUGCAAGCGUCCUGGUGGCAGCAUGAAGAUGUGGCCUGUCCACCCGGUUCUCGCCCUUCUCCAUUACCAAGUAGCUGCUCUCCUCUGUGGGCUCCAGGAAAGCCUGCAGCAGGACCUGUGGGUGUACCAGGAAGUCCCUCCUGCUGUCUACUCUUCAGCCCCACCCAGGAGGAGCCCCAGAAUGGCUGCUGGAACCUCACCAGGGUCCUUGGCGGCCUCCUUGGACACGCCCUCAGGAUGCCGGGGAAACUCUGCUCUCCUCCCCCAGAAGGCUGACACCUGGGCCACAUCAGCUGGAGACCCCCCUGAGGAAGAACAUUUCAUCUCCAGAGCACCCAGAUGACAGCAGUGCCCCUGCAAAAGCCACGCCUGGAAGAACAUUCACUGUAGAUGGUGCCCACCCAGCCUACCAUGAGCCACACCCACUUAACGCAAGCCACAUGAGAGCUUGGUGCCAGAAAUCAUACUCACCUGGAAGCUGUUAGCCUGGGGCGCCCUGCUCACUUGGGUUCACACAUUGAGGGCCACGCCCCCAGAACCCACGCCCCCGGGCCCUCCAUGCUCCUGGCUGCUGUUUCAACAGGGCAGCUUCAGAAUGACAACCCUUCUGCUUCACUCACGUGCUAGCUGAGGUUUGCUUGUGGGUUCCCAGCUCAGAAAAAAUUGUUUUUUGAUUUUUUUUUUUUUUUUUGCUCACUUUGAGACAGGGUUUCUCUGUGUAGCCUUGGCUGUCCUGGAAUUCACUCUGUAGACCAGGAACUCAGUUCCGCCUGCUCCUGCCUCCCAAGUGCUGUGAUUAAAGGGGUGCACCAUCAUGCGUGGCUCUGUCUCAAAUUCUUGAUGUCACUGGAGCCAGCAAAGGAGAAUCAGUCAUCAGGUGUCUGAGUGCUGGCCUAGCAGGCAGCAGGCUUUGGGGGUGCAGCGGGUUGGGGGUAGUAGAGGGAAAGGAAAAUGGGUAUCGUGAUAUGUGCGUGCCCUUGCCAGCUGGAGUUGCUCAGUAGAACUCAGUCUCAAUACAACAGAACACUGGGCUUGUGGUUCGGUGUCCUUAGAAAGGGGCUAGCCAGCCCUGCUGUCAGCUUCCUUAGACAGGUUUCGGGCUGAGUGGUGGUGGCGCACGCCUUUAAUCCCAGCACUCUGGAGGCAGAGGCGGGCGGAUCUCUGUUUGAGGCCAGCCUGGUCUACAGAGUGAGUUCCAGGACAGCUUCCAAAACAAUACAGAGAAACCCUGUCUCAGAAAAAAAAAAAAAGACUUUGGGUAGCUUGCACUGGUGGAACAGGCCUGUGACCCUGGCAGGAAGGUCAUGAAAACAAAAAGUCCCCAACUAGGGCUGGAGAGGUGGCUCAGCGGUUAAGAGCACUGACUGUUCUUCCAGAGGUCCUGAGUUCAAUUCCCGGCAACCACAUGGUGGCUCACAACCACCUUGAAUGAAAUCUGGUGCCCUGCGCUGGCACGCAGGCAGAAGGCUGUAUACACAAUAAAUAAAUAAAUUAUGGGGAAAAAAGUCCCCAACUGAGGUGACAGGAAGCUACAAGCAGUUUCCACAAGUAGGGAACUUUAAGAAACUGGGAACUGGGUGGCCUCCGGGCCUGCCUAUUGGCCUGCCUAUCGUAAAUCCCACUGACCACAGAUUAUGUGAUCAGAAGCUGGGACCCACGAGCAGCUGCAACAUCUUCAGCUACUCCCUUGCCUCGAGAAGACUGGGCAUCAGAUGGUCUCUUGCCCCACCGUCGUAAAACUAGCCCCUAGCCCACAAUGACAGGAUGGAACCCCCAGACACCAAUGUGCCAGUUAGUUCUACCUAACCAGUGACAGCUACCGCCUUCCUCACGAUAACCCUGUGUGGAAACCCUGUGUGCUGAGGAAUCUCUGUAACCAUGGGAACCUUGCAGACUGAGACUUGCGGUCUCGGGACUCCCCUUCCCUUUCUCUCUUUAAAAGUGCCUUGCAUUUGCGGUUGGGGCUUCAACUCUACCGACAGGGCUGAGCCCCAGCCAGCUGACUUUUCCUUCAAAAUAAAAACC